Annulohypoxylon truncatum is the source of this 1837-nucleotide messenger RNA. RefSeq lists its product as uncharacterized. The record is from RefSeq and is a predicted model, not a curated record. The transcript has 2 exons. Lineage: Eukaryota; Fungi; Ascomycota; Sordariomycetes; Xylariales; Hypoxylaceae. Bases 436 to 1179 code for a protein of 247 amino acids.
UUAGGAAAUUGAUAUUUGGAGUAGUUGUCCUUUUUUCCCUUAUGACAGCUUCGUUAGGCCUUUUAGAUACAUUUUGAGGAUGUCUAGGUACCUAGGUAUGUCAUUAAUAAACUCCCUUUGCUAACCUAGAGGGGAAUGUGAUAUCUUCAAUCAUCCAAGCUCGAACGUACAUUGUUCCGAAUGACUAGGUACCUAGGGUGGGUGGCGCUCGUGAGCGUUUCCGCUCACCACCACCACCCCUACAAAUAUCGUUCCUUUCCCCCCUUCUUUCCCACCUUCUUUCUCACCUUCUUUCCCACCUUCUUUUUCACCUUCUUUCUCACCUCGCUUUAUACGUCAUCUCCUUACCAGGUAUCUCUUCCUACAAAUCUCGUGUUCAUUUAUCAAUCGAUAGACUUGGCGUAAGCCUAAGGUAAAUGAACGCAGGUUUGCAUAAUGGUUACCCGGACGAGAUUUGUGGUACCCACAUGGGACAUAAUAUCCCUGAAGAUUAAAGAGAUUCUUGUUCAUGGUAUCAGUAGUAAAGAUGAGUACAAGAUCAAAACGGCGGGCGAGAUCCUUCGAAAGACGAAUGCAAUCCACAAGAAUGUAAAACGGUAUCGGCAUUUCCUGGAAGAUGUACAACAGCAUGGACCGGUUGCUAUUGCCUUAUGCGCCAUCCUGGUCGGAAGUAAGGCAUCCCGCAGCUUGAAAAAUGAGGAUUUCAGCAGGGUUUCCCGCGAAUUUGAGGGAAAAGACAAAGAGCUAACGCGUUUGCUGCCGGUGUUCCAAAGUUGUGCCGAGAAGCAUGGCCUGCUAAGCCCUAGCAAUGGUAUGCACCUGGGAUGUGUCGCUUCCAAUUCCCUGAAUGUUAACAUGAGUCUCUUAGCUCCUCCUCCAAGUCAUAGUAAUACUGUGCUAGGCACAUUGUGGGUCUGUACAUUUGCCGUGGAACUAUUCACAAACUCCCUCCAUCUCGAAGCGCCAGCUGAGAUCCAGAACAUUUCUUUCUCAUGGCGGUCAACAAUAGAGCCAUACGAUUAUGUAUCAGAACCUAUCGACUGUGGACACAUACUUGAAGUACAUCUGUCAGCAAAGCGCGCUAAAGAAAUCUAUCCGGUUCACCACGAAUUGGGAAGCAAUAGCACGCAACCUACUCGGAGAUGGAGACCACAUAAUGACAGUGCUUUUCAGCGCUAGACUGCAACCAACAAUGGAGAUUAAGGUAGGCGGGCGUAUCAAAUGGCUUAACGCUCAGGAUUGGAUUAAGUUCCUCCAAUGUUCAGGCAUGGCAGUUCGUACCCUCUUCGAAUAUUUCAACCCUUCUUCUUAAUGUAUUUCACUUUAGCUUUGUAGACCAACAGAUCUUCCCCAGAAGCUUUAAAUAGCCAAACUCCAGAUCUAUCCGCGUAAUCGCCGACAAGAAUCGUUUCGUAAUCUGCGAUCAUUACACUACCAUUGUCGUGAAUAGGCAUUCCAAAUUCAUCUUGUUUUAUAUAAAUAAGUACGGCUAAAGCCCCUUCUUUCUCGUUAACAAGCAUAAUGUUCGCCGAGUCUUCGCCGAGCUAAGAUAUUAAUUAAUGUUGGGAAGAACUGCGGCAACAUUGAGUUGAGUCCGAGUUGAGUCCUUACCCAGUUUGCGGCUUUAACCAGGAUCUGAUCCUCUGUCAAAUCUGUAACAUCUUCUUGGCGUACCAUUGGAUAUGUCGCAGGUAAGUAUUCAAAGUUUGAAGUGUUUGAUGGCAGAUAUAUUGUUACGAAGAAACAUAAAUAAAAAACGGGGUUUCUUUUUUUUUUCUUUUUUGGUCGGGUAAGGCUGUCGCGAACUUAGGAAUUAUUUUAGGCUGCUAUAAAGAUC